Molecule: messenger RNA, 2028 nt
Organism: Gilbertella persicaria
Lineage: Eukaryota; Fungi; Mucoromycota; Mucoromycetes; Mucorales; Choanephoraceae
Exons: 2
Coding region: 229-1995 (588 amino acids)
Molecular function (GO): protein binding
Source: RefSeq, a predicted model, not a curated record
UUAUUGAUUAGCCGCCUAUGAUGAUUCUGUUUUAUGCAUUUUUCAUUGGGAAAUACUUUGUUCACGCCAGAAAAAAAAACUUUGUAUGCAAAUGUAUUGAUUUUGACAAAAGAGUAACUACAGUUUAUUUAAAAAGAUCAAAGAGACAAAAAGUUGUAAAUAGUCACACAGUGCUAUCAAACAAGCUGUGUCAUUCAUGUAAAUUAUUUUUAGUCGGCUUUUAGUCAAAUGCCUUACUGGAACUGCCUGCCUCCCGAACUUCUUGGAAAAAUAUUUGUUUAUUUAGACAGUACGAGCGCAAUACAAUGCCAACUUACUUGUCGUAGCUGGACAAGAGCCUCUCAACUAGCCAUAUAUUGUAAAGUUGCUCUUCGCAACACUGAUCAAAUCGCGUCUUUUGUACACACUAUUACCAACUCAUCUUUUCUCGGGAAUCACGUAAAAAAACUCAAUAUCAACAACGAUUUUGAUACAAUAUCAAGCAAUGUUUCUUAUUUUACUGACCUGAUCAAUUAUUGUCCCAAUUUGGAAGAGCUUACGGUGCUAUGUACUUAUCAGCUUUUUUGGGAAAGACUGUUACGAGAGCUCGAGGAAGGGAACCUGAAACAUUUAGACACACUACAAUACCCUAUAUAUAGCCGUGAAAUUGAAAGCUACAGCCGUGUAGUGUUGACUAUGCGGAGUGUCAUUAAGCAAGCAAUCAUAUGUGAUAGUCUAUCAUCUGGUGAAACACAUUUCUAUACAGAUUCAUUCAACAUGCUUAUUAGUAGACUGGGUGAAUUCAAGCGAAUCGAAAGAUUGAAAGUCAGGAACCACACAAACAUUUCAUUACGUGAACUUGGUGAAAUGCUCGAUAUUCGCUCUCGAUUAGAAGUGCUAAGCAUAUUUAUAUGUCCAGAUGAACCUCUUAUUGCUUCAACGUCUUGCAAAAAACAAGAUCAGCCAAAACAAAUCGAGACUGUCACUAAACUUUGUCUAAGUCUGCCUUUAUGCUCAGAAGACAUAUUUGUAUAUAUCAUGAGCAAAUUUCCAAAUGUCAAGCAUUUGAGUAUCGAUGAACCCUUCUGCACUGAACCAGCUGAAUUAGAAGAUGAAUAUAGGCCAAUGAUUAGUCCUGAAGUCUUGAAGGCAUUUACUGCCUACCUGAAAGCGAUGAAGAGUUUCUACAUCAACGAUCUUUAUCCUCAAAACAUAAAUGAAGUUAUAGAUUUCUGGCUUGCUCAUUUGGUGGAGGGACGCUUGUAUGUAAGUCUUACUUUUGAGAGUGAAUUUAUUGGAGACACAUUAGACAGAAUAAGUCUUGUGCCUGAUUCUACGGGCGUUCCUGAAGUGAGUCUCACAUCUCAAAUUGGAGACUUUAAUUUAAACUAUUUACAUGUCAUUCGACAUGUAGGAAGCAAAAUCACUCGUUUGGAAAUGGAAGACGAAACAUAUGGCUUACCUGUUUUUGUUUUUGAUAACGAAAGAUUCAAAAAUGCGGUGCAUGGAUAUUAUUUGGAUGAUAUAUUUGAUUCUUGUCACAACAUGAAAGAAUUAACACUCACAGGCAUGACUAUGAUUGCUUUUAGUCCUGAGCCCAAGGUCAACAAGUCUAUUGAGACCUUGAAGCUUCUGGGAGGAGAAUGGUACAUGUCCGCGGUCUUUCAACUAUCGAAUCGACUUCCAGCUUUGAAGCAUGUAGAAGUUUACAACUCAAUUAUUGACGAAAAUAUGUCUAUCAUAAUUGACAUGGCUAACACUUCUUUUGAAUCUUUAUCUCUUGGAAGUGAGUUUUCUGAUUAUGACAACUAUUUCUAUUUAAAAUUAUCCUCAGUGAAAGGCGAUGAGUAUUAUCGAUGCAGCGAGACAGAAAUUUCAGCGAGCAAUGAAGCUACCUAUAACAAAUGGGUAAAAAGCCUGACAGUUUUGACUGUAUACAUACGGUGUAAAAGCCUUUAUAAGCUAGAGAUGCGUACUCAUGGAUUCAACAAUUGGUAUACAAUAUCAUCACCAUAAUACAUAAAUAAAAUAUGAGAUUACAUACUCUGA